Messenger RNA from Vollenhovia emeryi, 3243 nucleotides. RefSeq lists its product as uncharacterized. The transcript has a single exon. NCBI's taxonomy places the organism in Eukaryota, Metazoa, Arthropoda, Insecta, Hymenoptera, Formicidae. Bases 1 to 3243 code for a protein of 1080 amino acids. The record is from RefSeq and is a predicted model, not a curated record.
AUGGGUAGACGAAAAGCUGUUCGUACUGUAGAGGAAGAGGAAGAAUUUCAGCGACUGAAAAGAGAACGAAAGGCUAUAAAUCAACAAAAAUAUCGUGAAAAAAAUAAAGAAAAUGCAGCAAACAAUGUAGCUGGGCCAUCUAAAAUUUGUAAAUCACAGAGCAAUAGUACUUUGACAACUCCGAAUUCAAAACUUGAUAACAAUAAUGUUAAUAUAAUAAAGAGACUGUUAACUACCAACGAAGUAUUUGCGAGUGUCGUUGAAAAUACUACAAAAACAAGUCAGUCAAUUUCAGUGAAUGUAAAUGAUAAUUUUUCUAAAGCUGAUAAUGAACAAUUAUUGCCAACACACAAUAUCAAAGAUUCAAUCAAAAGAAAAGUACAAAAUUUUCGAGCCAAUUACAAAGGAUUUCAAAACAUAGACUAUCAUAAUUUGAAUCAACAUUAUAUAGGAAAAAUGGAUGAAGAAUGCCAACAUUGUAGAGCAAAGCAUUUUCACGCUGAAAAAGUUCACAAUAAAGGUAAUUCAUUCAAUGAUUGUUGUAGUCAUGGAAAAGUUAUAUUGGAACCUCUACCAUCACUUCCUAAUGAACUACAACAAUUAUUUUCUGGAAAUCAUCAGAAAUCCAAAAAUUUUUUAGAAAAUAUACGAGGUUAUAAUAGUGUUUUUUCUUUUGCCUCUUUCAAUACUAAUUUGGUUAAUUUUAAUGCACAAAGACGAGGACCUUAUUGUUUCAAAAUUCAAGGUCAAAUUUAUUAUCAAAUUAACACUGCAUUAUACCCUGCUACAAACAAACAGUCAAGUUAUGGACAGCUUUUUAUUCUUGACGCUAACGAAGCUACAGAAUGUCGUUUAAACGUAAAUUCAAAUCUCGAUAAAGAGUUAUUACAUACGUUAGAUAAUAUUAUCCGUAGCAACAAUAUAUUUGCUCAGUCAUAUCAAAUGAUGCACGAAGAAAUUCGUGAUCUAGAAAAUUUAGGUUUAAAUGUACCUGACUUAAAAAUGGGAUUUUUAAAUAAAAAAACAGGUAUUGAUCGCGGAAGAUAUAAUGUUCAAAGAACUAACGAAGUUGCUGCAAUUUUUUCAACUACCGCAGAUGGAGAUAUUCCUGAUUGUUAUGUUACAAUUAGAAACAAACGUAAUAAAACUUUAAAAUAUGUUAGUACAAUGGAUCCAAACGUUGAACCUUGGAUUUAUCCAAUGUACUAUCCGCAUGGUACGCAAGGUUGGUACGAUGAUAUUAAACAAAUCAACGGAAAACGUGUGACUAGAUCCAUGUACGUUCAAUACCGAAUAGCUGUACGAGAUAAUUUCAAUGUUUAUUUAAUGGGUAAACGACUAUUUCAACAAUGGCUUGUUGAUAACUAUGUAAAAAUCGAGAAAGACAGAAUUAAUUGGUGCAAAGAAAAUCAUAAACAGUUGAGAGUGGAAAAACAUCAAGGACUGAUCGAUUAUUUAGAAAAAGUAGCGACUAACGCUAAUGCUCGUAUUGGACGAGUAAUGAUUCUUCCAUCGACAUUUAUUGGUUCACCUCGAAAUAUGAUGCAAAAUUACCAAGAUGCGACGGCUAUUGUUCGUAAGUAUGGUAAACCGGAUGUUUUUAUUACAAUGACGUGCAAUCCAAAUUGGCUUGAAAUUAAAGAAAAUUUGCUUUCAAAUCAACAACCUGCUGAUAGACCUGAUAUUUGUGCUAGAGUUUUUAAUAUAAAAAAAAAUUAUCUGGUAGAUUUAAUUGUUCGACAGAAAUUUUUCGGUGAGGUAAAAGCAUUUGUUUAUGUAAUCGAAUUUCAGAAACGUGGUUUGCCCCACGUACAUAUGUUAGUAACUUUGAAACAAAAUUGCAAAAUUAGUAAUUCGGAAACUGUUGACGAAUAUAUUUCCGCUGAAAUUCCCGAUCCUGCUAUUGAUAAAAAUUUAUAUGAAAUUGUCAUGAAAAAUAUGAUUCAUGGACCUUGUGGUGAUUGGUGCAUGGUAAAUAGAAAAUGUUCAAAACAUUUUCCAAAACCCUUUCAUGAGGAAACAACUAUGGAUGAAAAUGGAUAUCCACAAUAUCGUCGAAGAAACACUAACAUUUCGUAUGAAAAACUCAAAGGUUUUGUAGUAGAUAAUCGAUUUGUCGUUCCUUAUUGUCCAAUAUUAUUAAUGAUUUUUAAUUGUCAUAUUAAUGUUGAAGUUGUUUCAAGUAUUAAGUCGGUGAAAUAUUUAUAUAAAUAUAUUUAUAAAGGUCACGAUGCAGCGUCCGUAGUCAUAGGAGAAAAUUUGAAUAAUAUAGAGAUUGUUCAUGAUGAAAUAAAGGAUUUUAUAGAAGCACGUUAUGUAGGACCAGUUGAGGCUUACUGGCGCAUUGCAGGUAAAACAUUGCAAGAGAAAAGUCAUGCUAUUAUUCGUUUACCUGUACAUUUGCCAAACGAACAAAAUGUAAUUAUCUCUAAUAAUUUAAACGAAGAAAAUUUACGAUCUGCUUUAGAACGUAUAACAAUGUUGAUGGACUAUUUUGAUUUAAAUAAACGAGAUAUUGAUGCAUGCCAGUACGUGUAUACAGACAUACCUUUAUAUUAUGUAUUCAAAAAAGUAACGCUUGACGGAAAACAAGUUAAUCGUUGGGAAAAACGUCAAUGUAGAUUUAAUUGCAUCGGACGUAUGUACUCAGUUAGUCCAACUGAAAUCGAGUUAUUUCACUUGCGUAUUCUUUUAUUGAAUGUUAAAGGAGCAAUAAGUUAUAAUGAAUUAAAAACAGUUAAUGGUGAAUUGCAUCACACGUUUACUUCUGCAUGUUUGGCUUUGGGUUUAAUUGAAGAUGAUAACGAAUGGAAACUUGCAAUAAACGAAGCUUCUGUCUGGAUGAUGCCGAAACAUCUUAGGCUACUUUUUGUACGAAUAUUAAUGCAUUGCCAACCAGUGCACCCAAAAGAAUUGUGGGAAGAAUUUAAAGUUGCAUUGUCUGAAGAUUAUAUACGACGAUUUGGACAAGUUACUGGAAUAAGAAAAGCUUAUGUUCAAAUUGAUCAAUUACUUCGCAAAGAAGGUUGGGAACUUUCGCAAUUUCCAGAAAUGGAACAAAUAACGGCAGAAUAUGAAAAAGAAGAUACGGAUCAUUUGCAAAGAGAAGCUUUACUCGGUCAGCAACAGUACAGUCAGUUAAAUUGUGACCAAAAAAGUAUUGUGGAUUAUGUUUCAACUCUUUUGGAAAAAAACGACAGUCAACAGAUAAAAUGUUUAUACAUUGACGGUCCAGGUGGUUGA